AUGGCAGCAGGAAUUUGGAAUAAAAUCAAAGGAGCAUUCGUAAAAGCUGGUAGAUGGAUUAAUAAUAAAAUAUUAAAACCAGUUGCAAAUGCAGUGAAACCAUUACUUCCAACAAUUGCAUCAACAGUUGGUGGUACACUAUUCGGUCCAGGUGGUGCAGCUGGAGGAAGAGUCGUGGGUAAUAUUGCUCAGAAUUUAAUCAAGUAG
Trichomonas vaginalis G3 is the source of this 207-nucleotide messenger RNA. RefSeq lists its product as uncharacterized. The record is from RefSeq and is a predicted model, not a curated record. The transcript has a single exon. The coding region runs from base 1 to 207 and encodes 68 amino acids. NCBI's taxonomy places the organism in Eukaryota, Parabasalia, Trichomonadida, Trichomonadidae.